Molecule: messenger RNA, 972 nt
Organism: Fusarium tjaetaba
Lineage: Eukaryota; Fungi; Ascomycota; Sordariomycetes; Hypocreales; Nectriaceae
Product: AMSH-like protease sst2
Exons: 2
Biological process (GO): protein K63-linked deubiquitination
Cellular component (GO): endosome; membrane
Molecular function (GO): K63-linked deubiquitinase activity
Source: RefSeq, a predicted model, not a curated record
AUGGACUCGAGGAUUGCCAUGAGGCCGACCAGGCCGCAGACCGUCAAGGAGCUGGUGGCUCAGGCGGAGAACUUCAAGUUCAACACAAACAUUCCGGUUAAGCACUGGACACGUGCGGCUGAGACGCUGUACCAAGAGGCUUCGUUUGCAGUCUCGGAUGGCGAUUUCGGAAGAGCUUACAUGAUGCUGUAUCGACACUCCGUGCUGGUCCUCAAGUACAUCCCGACACAUCCACAGUUCAAAGAUCCCGACAACAAAAAGGUGUACAAAGUGCUAUCGCGACGCAUACCGCGUGUCAUCCAAGACCUAGAACAACUGAAGCCCGAGAUCGAGAAUGCCGUCAAAGAAUGGGAACGAAUGGCGCUUUCGAAUGCCGAGCCCGAACCAUCGUCGCGAUAUGAACAGUUUGCAGCGCGCGAUCCGAGUCUAACGGGCAAUGCCAAGAUUCUGGAUGCGUUUGACAACCAGGAUCUGGCUGUUGAUCUUGCGCAGAAGGAAUUGAUGAGGAGGGAUACUGCGCGGAGGGCUACGAGACAGGCGGGGAUCACGGAUGAGGAUAUCAUGUCGAGAAGAAGAGGUGGGAGGUGGGAUCAGUGGGAUGGGGCAAGAGUUGGGGAUGAUGAGGAUUUGAGGCGGCAGAUGGAGGCGACGAGGCAUGCUCUUGAUUCGGCGCAGGAGAGACGGACUGAUGAUGAUUACCGACCGACGUCGCAUACGUACAAUUACCCAUCAAUCUCGAGACCACGGGCCGUUGAAUACGAAGGCCAAACACCAAUACCUUCAAUACAGCCGAGUCGACCACCCAAAGAACCCGUUGCUCCUCCGCCAAAAGAACCUCUACACACACCAUCAUUACAAAGUCUCCCACCAGCUCUUCCUCAAAAAGUUCCUCUACCAGGCUACGCACCUCUCAUCCCCUCACCGUCACCCCAACCCGCCCGUCCCGAAGUCCCCCGCAAAGAAGCCCUCGAC